CAGUGUAGUUAAGGUUCGGUUUAAAAUCAGAUUUUAAGAAGAUACUUUUUAGAAAUAGGCGGAGUUUAGCCAUACUUAUGAUUUUGUGGCUGUGGUAACUAGGCACGACCGGACCAGAGCAGUGCGGGUAAUGGGGAGAUAACAAUAAGCUAAGCAACAUGAAGGCUUCGCUAAACCUGGUUUGGGCAGUUAUUCUCAUAAAACAGGUUGUCGGGGAAUACGGCAUGGCCCAUUUCAGAAACAAAGGCCAGAGCAAAGGAAAAGAUUACUGCAUCUUCUUCAACUCCCAGUGGGCUCGUCUACCUCAGCACCUCAACAAAGCAUCCCGUCUCCAGAUCUAUGACCUGACACCGUCAGUCCUGUGUUCCUCGUCGGACGUCCCGGAGGGGGGCUUCCCCAAUCGUAUCCCCAUGGUAAUGAGGGGGAACUGCACUUUCUACGAGAAGGUCCGCCUGGCCCAGCUCAACGGAGCUAAAGGCCUGCUCAUCAUCAGCAAAGACAGACUGACCCCACCGGCAGGAAACAAGACUCAGUAUGAGAAGAUUGACAUCCCUGUGGCGCUGCUUAGCUACACUGACAUGCUGGACAUCAGUAAGACGUUUGGACCGGGCCAAGAGGUGGCCAUGUACGCCCCGAGCGAGCCUGUCCUGGACUACAACAUGGUCGUCAUCUUCCUCAUGGCUGUGGGGACGGUGGCCAUCGGAGGAUACUGGGCCGGCAGCAAGGACAUCAAGAAGCGCUACAUGAGGCACAAGCGUGACGACAGCGCGGAGAAGCAGGAUGAGACGGUGGACGUGACGCCCAUCAUGAUCUCUGUGUUUGUGGUCAUGUGCUGCUCGAUGCUGGUGCUGCUCUACUUCUUUUACGACCACCUGGUGUAUAUCAUUAUUGGGAUAUUCUGCCUGGCCUCGUCUGUUGGCCUCUACAGCUGUCUCUGGCCCUUUGUGAGGAGACUCCCCUUUGGCAAGUGCAGGAUCCCAGAGAACAACCUUCCCUACUGCCACAAGAGGCCUCAGGUCCGCAUGCUGCUGCUGUCAGCCUUCUGCAUCGGAGUCAGUGUUAUCUGGGGCGUGUUCCGCAACGAAGACCAGUGGGCGUGGGUGUUACAGGAUGCCCUGGGCAUAGCCUUCUGUCUCUACUUGCUCAAGACUAUCAGACUGCCUACAUUUAAGGCCUGCACCAUGCUGUUGGUGACCCUAUUUGUCUACGAUAUUUUCUUUGUAUUUAUCACACCUCUCUUUACCAAGAGUGGUGAGAGUAUAAUGGGGGAGGUUGCGGCUGGUCCCUCUGACUCCUCCACACAUGAGAAGCUUCCUAUGGUGCUUAAAGUGCCCCGCCUCAACUCCUCCCCCCUGGCUCUGUGUGACAGGCCUUUCUCUCUGCUGGGAUUUGGAGACAUCUUAGUACCAGGUCUGCUGGUAGCCUACUGUCAUAGGUUUGACAUCCUCAUGCAGUCCUCACGGUUCUAUUUCCUGGCCUGCACUAUCGGUUAUGGUAUCGGGCUGCUCAUCACCUUUGUAGCUCUGGCACUGAUGCAGAUGGGUCAGCCGGCCCUGUUGUACCUGGUGCCUUGCACCCUCCUCUCCAGCCUGGCGGUGGCGCUGUGGCGCAAAGAGCUGCCCUUAUUCUGGACAGGAAGUGGAUUUGUGCCUCCCAUAGUUCUGCAACCAAUCAACUGUACGCAAACCCCAGGACCACCCAUAGAGGAGCCCCUCACCAAUCCUGAACUACAAGGUCCUGAAGCAGAGUGAGGACCCUCUUCCUCCCCCACUUCAGGACACACCCCUUCCAGAGGCCAGCAAAUCAGAAUAAAGGAUUUCUAGGAUGCCAAUUUCCUAUUCAUUUAGUUUCUGUUCUUUUUUUACAAAGGUUCUCAAUGGAACUCUAGACAUUCGUAACGGACAAAAAUUAUGAACAUUUCAGUGCACUUGGUGUGUAAAGAGGAUGGAUGAAAGGGAAGAAUGGAUGAGCGGGAGGGAGGGAAAGAGGGCACCCAACCUACAGUGGCUGUUCUUCAUAUCCUUGGGGCGGCAGGAUCAGCCAUGGGAGUCCUGGUAAAUGAGCCAGACGUGACCCAGGCUAAACAACACCGAGGCAGGCAAAGAGCACAAUAUAGCUUCGACCUACGCUGACCUAGUCCCUUGUUACCAUUGUCAUGGAAAUUCUAACCAAAAGGAAGAGAGACCUGAUUCUUCAAACAACUUAAAAACGGAGCAGUUAAGUCACUCAAUUGUGCAGAUUUAGAGCCCAACGAACAGUUGGGUCUCAGCUUUCAUAUGAAAUUACAACCUCUUGGUGUAUGUGGCAGUUAGCAGAUGUGUGUAAACAGGGGCGUGGAACAGUGUGUAAAAGGCGAUUAGUUUGUCUGUGCAGAUUAAGAAAGCACGAGGGCUUAACCGUCUAACGGCAUUUGCCACAGCUCACACUGUGCUCAUUUCAGCAAGUUUCCACACAGCUGAGUUCCGGGAGAUAGAUAAAACGUGAUGUCGCAUGCUGCGUUUGCACCCAAACGGCUCUUAGCUGUCGACAAGAUUGUAUCAGGGGGGGAAAAACACUAGCAUAUAACAAUAGACACUUCUCUAAGUAAAAAGUAUGUCUAAUUUUCUCACCACACACUAUGCCAAAGUCUUGUUCACUACUCGGCUAUUCCAAUCGGACAUGAGGUAGGCUGGAAAUAAAGGUUUACGCUAACCAACAGCCCCUGGACCUUCCCAUAUGAGUUAGACCCCCGUGACUGAAAUUGAGUCACAUCACUAUAGAUUGCCUACUCUGCCCUGUUCAACCCCAUAUGAUGUGGUAGCCGAUUAUGUUCAUGCAUCUCCCAUGUAGUCAGCCUGAGUCGCAUCCAAUACACAUGACCUGCCCUGCUCAACAUCCCACCCUCAACACCAUCCUGUUCAGUUUGUCUCCCCCACCAAUUCUAUGCAGAAAAGCAUUCAAUCAUUUUUACAUUUUACUCUUUAUUUAACCAGGUGAGUCCCAUUUGAAUCUCUUUUUUUAAGGGAGGCCUGGCAGCCAUUAUAAUCUACACUACUAGAAGGUCAAUAUGUGCAUUCUAAAUUACACCCUGUUCCCUAAAUAGGGCCCUGGUCAAAAGUAGCGCACUGUAUAGGAAAUGGGGUGCGAUUUGGGAUGAUACCAAUGUGUCCCACCAUUAUAAAUCGGUCGGCUUGUUCCCUUUCUUUUUCUUCUUUAAGUACUAUGAAGAACGAAAGAGCCACACUACGGCCUGUCCGCUGUACAUCAAAGAUGACUGAAGUAUCAGACAUACCCUUUUUCAUGUGGUGCUAUCAUGGAUUCUCAGCCAGCCAAAGGUAUAUGAUAAUAAUGAUUAUUGAUUUAGGGCAUAAAGGGAUACUUUACUAGUGGACUAAAAAGCAAGCUUUGUGGAGAAUCUUCAUGUAAAGUGUUUAUAAAUCCAGAAUAAGAUUUAAUCUGUUUGGGAAAUCUUCCCAAAUAUAUAUAUAUAUAUAUUUUUUUUUUUAUCUUACCUUUGCUUGCUAUGGGUUUGGUUUGAUCCAGGCUGUCUUUUAUAUACAUUUAAGGUUGCAACAAUUAAGGUUGUCCCCACUCUUUUUCCAGUAGAUGUUGUGGUUCCACUUUAUAGUAGGUGUAAAACCCAUGUAUGUGUUUAAUUACAUUGUAGGCAGCUAGGCAAACAUUCUUACAUAGUACUUACAACUUAAACUGUUUACCUAAUUCAUUACACUAACUACUUACCAGUACGUAACUACGUUAUAAGGAGACUUAAGCGCUCGAUUCAAUCCAUAUCACCAAAGUCCAGCGCUAUAGCACGAUUGAAAUUGAAAGGCAACGUUCCCGCUGCAUUCAUGGUAAAUGCUGUAUAUAAUGGCUCAAUCUGAAAUUACCUUUAUUUCAAGUGCACAAUAGUGCUGAACUUAAGCAAUACGGAUUGAAUCAAAUCCCCUAGAUUGACCGAUUUGGUUAUAAUAUUCAAUAUUGUCUUAAAUGGGUUUUGGCCUUACUUGUAUCCAUGGUUACAAUUUGAAUGUCUCUGUGCAUAUUGCUUUAUGAAGACAGAGUGCUGUGUUUGUUUCGUAAUUAAACUAUGAUAAGUGAU
Salvelinus namaycush (lake trout) is the source of this 4081-nucleotide messenger RNA. Its product is annotated as signal peptide peptidase-like 2B. The coding region runs from base 159 to 1751 and encodes 530 amino acids. The transcript is spliced from 15 exons. The record is from RefSeq and is a predicted model, not a curated record. NCBI's taxonomy places the organism in Eukaryota, Metazoa, Chordata, Actinopteri, Salmoniformes, Salmonidae. Gene Ontology annotation, cellular component: Golgi-associated vesicle membrane; cytoplasmic side of endoplasmic reticulum membrane; lumenal side of endoplasmic reticulum membrane. Gene Ontology annotation, biological process: membrane protein proteolysis. Gene Ontology annotation, molecular function: aspartic endopeptidase activity, intramembrane cleaving.